AACAGCGAAGCAGCUGAGAUGUGCAAUCAAAUGUAUAAGACUAACAUGUUCACCGUGGACUCACACAGCGAAAAAGACAGAGACACUCAUCAGUGGGAGUUUUGAUCAGCUCUGCAGAUGAACAGCUGCCCAGUGUGGGGUUUGAAGAUGUGGGUGUUGAUGGGAGUAAUCUGUCUCUGCCACUGCAUCUUUGGACAGUUGUUUGAGACCAAACUCAAAGGAGCACCACGACUGAUCUGCAGUGUCCCAGGCCCACCGGGCCUGCCUGGCAAACCGGGUCUCAACGGGCCUCCGGGAGCGGAUGGGAAUGUGGGUAUCCCAGGAAGAGAUGGCAGAGAUGGCAGGAAGGGGGAAAAGGGAGAAAAGGGAGACACAGGGCUGAAGGGCAGAGUAGGCCCAACAGGUAGGAUUGGAGAGAGAGGUGAACGUGGCCCUGCAGGGAAACAAGGCCCUACAGGUGAGAAUGGAGAUGUAGGCCUGCCUGGUCCUCCAGGCCGUGACGGAGAUAAGGGGGACAAGGGCAAACAAGGACCCCGUGGAACUGCAGGAAUCUGCAAAUGUGGUAGCUUGUUGCUUAAAUCUGCAUUUUCUGUGGGAAUCACCAGCAGCUACCCUGCUGAGAAGACUCCUAUCAAGUUCAACAAGGUCCUCUUCAACGAGGGCGGACACUACAACCCACAGACAGGGAAGUUCGUCUGCGCGUACCCCGGCAUUUACUAUUUCUCCUAUGACAUCACACUGGCCAACAAACACCUGGCCAUUGGUCUGGUGCAGAAUGGUCAAUAUCGCAUCAAAACUUUUGAUGCUAACACAGGAAACCAUGAUGUGGCAUCUGGGUCCACUGUCAUGUACCUGAACCCAGAAGAUGAAGUUUGGUUGGAGAUCUUCUACCAUGACCAGAAUGGUUUGUUUGCAGACCCUGGUUGGGCUGACAGUCUGUUCUCUGGCUUCCUGGUCUAUGCAGACGCAAACUACUUUGACACACUGGCAGAAGACUACGCAUAGAACCUGUAAAACACAAAACAAACUCACAAACUGCUUGUCACUGAUGUUUUCUUUAGUGUUAAAACAUAUUUACUAUAGCCAAACUAUAUUUAUACAAAUCUUUGUACUGCUACUUAUGUUAUAAGUGUGGAGAAUUGUCUUUUUAUUUGAGAUUACCUUAUUUAAUAAAGUUUAAAGGAGUUUCUGAUUUAAUGGAGUUAAAGUCAGGGGAAUGAUAACAUGAAAAAUAUACCUAACACGUAAUGCGCAUAAAGAGAUUUUAUUAUAAUACGUGCCCAUUAUUUCAUAAUUUUCCACAAAUCUUUUCAGGAAUUGAAGCAAUAAUACAAAGUUUUCUACUUGAAAGUGUUUAACAAUAAAAGAAAGUCACACCUUUA
This is a messenger RNA of Melanotaenia boesemani (Boeseman's rainbowfish), 1382 nucleotides long. RefSeq names its product complement C1q tumor necrosis factor-related protein 7. Gene Ontology annotation, molecular function: protein binding. The coding region runs from base 118 to 1005 and encodes 295 amino acids. NCBI's taxonomy places the organism in Eukaryota, Metazoa, Chordata, Actinopteri, Atheriniformes, Melanotaeniidae. The record is from RefSeq and is a predicted model, not a curated record. The transcript has 3 exons.